UAUAUAGUUAAUUAUUGAUUGAGGUUAAAAAAUUUGAAGUAAGGGUAUUUUGUAAUUUUAUUCAAUUUUUUUUUACUAAAAAUGGAAAGAUUUGGAAAAGUUACACAUAAUGUUUAACGUCCGUUUUUGACAAAAAAUUACACAAUACAUUUAACGAAUGUAGUAUGUGAACUUAUUUUUUUUAAUUUUUUUUUUAAUUAAGGAACGAAGAAAGUAACCUUUCGUCAUUUGUUACCUAGAACUAGUAUAUGGUCUAGAUUUUAACAUAUAUCAAUGUAUACCAAUUCAAUGGCCAUGAUUCAAAGCUUGUGGUGCUCAUCUUUUAAACAAAUCAACUCAACCAAUUUCUAACACCAAAAGCUUCACCAUUCCAAGUUCUUCCAUUGUAGCAUUUCACAUUGUUCAUUGUCUUAUCCCCUCACAAUCCUAUUGACAAAAAUGGCAGCCAACCUCUUCUCUCCUUCUCAUCCACUAUCAUCUUGCUCUUCAAUCUCCAAAUACUACAAAACCAGAGAAUUUUCUCUCUCCUAUCAUACCCAACAACAGUUUCCAGCCAUUUCGAAGCCGAAAAGGGCAGUAAAGAUUUCAGUUUCUGCCUCCCUCCAAGAAAUUGAAAUAGCAUCAGAUUUAGCCAAUCAUUUUCAUGAAAAUCCAUCUUCUUUGUUUCUAAUAGCAGAAGGUGUUGGGUAUUCUGUUGCUAGCUAUUAUACUUCACUGGGUCUCUUUGUUAUCUCUGUUCCUGGUCUUUGGUCUCUCAUCAAACGCUCUGUUAAAUCUAAGAUUGUAAAAAAGGCUUAUGUACAAGCGGAUGAGAAUAAAAAGGCACCAAAUCAGGUUGCAGGAGAAAUCUUAUCCUACUUUACUCGUAACAAUUUUGCGGUGACCGAUAGAGGAGAGACUAUUACUUUUGAAGGGAUGAUGGUACCGAGUAGGGGGCAAGCAGCAUUGCUGACAUUCUGCACUUGCAUAAGCCUAGCAAGUGUAGCUCUAGUGCUGACGAUUACGUUUCCGGAUGUGGGCAACAAUUGGUUUUUUAUCACUGCCCUUAGUCCUUUGGCUGGAAUAUAUUACUGGCAACGUGCAGCAAGAAAGGAACAGAUCAAGAUCAAAAUGGUCGUAGGAGAGGAUGGGACACUGUCCGACGUCAUAGUUCAAGGAGAUGAUCAGCAAGUAGAGCAAAUGAGGAAGGAGCUACAGCUGAAUGAAAAAGGGAUGGUCUAUGUCAAGGGCAUUUUGGAAAGAUAGUCACACCAAAUCAAGCAGAACCCUCCACAGAGGCGCAGAUCCUUUUUCCGGCUACUAAUAAAUACUAUACUAGUAAAAUGUUAUAUUUGAUCAACAAAUCUCACUCCCUUGAUCUGUCUUGAGAGCAUUUUGUAAGGCAAAUAGAGUUUGCAGAUAUGUAAAUACUUCUAGAAAUCUACAGAGCCACAUGCAUCUAAAGUUCAAAUCUUUACAAUCAAAUUUUGCUCAACAGUGAUGAAUAUAACAUCACGAGUUGAAUGUAUUGUAUGCAAGAUGUUGAAACUACCAACAAAAAUUUAUACUAAGCAAGUUGCCCAGCA
Molecule: messenger RNA, 1565 nt
Organism: Chenopodium quinoa (quinoa)
Lineage: Eukaryota; Viridiplantae; Streptophyta; Magnoliopsida; Caryophyllales; Amaranthaceae
Product: protein COFACTOR ASSEMBLY OF COMPLEX C SUBUNIT B CCB1, chloroplastic-like
Exons: 4
Coding region: 439-1245 (268 amino acids)
Source: RefSeq, a predicted model, not a curated record